CGGGGGAACUCGAACGGUCGGGCGGUAUGCCCCGUGCACGUGCCAUCCAGCCAGCAGGCGCGCGUUUGGCGCUACGGUGCGAUGACGGAGCUUCCUGGAAGAGGCCAGCUCAUUUGAGGUACUUUCCUGCUGCACGCUUCCUCCACGUUUGCUUCACGCUGUGCCUUUGUCGCUUCGUGAUAUACACCUCUCGAUGGCCCGGAUAACUCCAUAAGUCCUCGUCGAGAUUUAAGUCUUUGUUUCUCCUCCCAAGACCCUGGUCGCUCUUCGGGCAUAUUUCUCUACCGCCUGGGCGUUUAUGGAUUGACAAGUAGAUCGACAAUGUCCUCCUCUGGGCUUGAUAUUUCCGACCUUUCGGACGCCGAGAGGUCUGCUCUCGAAACCUAUACUACCGUGACAGGUCAGGAACCGGCCGAAGCUAUUCCGCUGCUGCGUCGGUGCCAAUGGAAUGUUCAGAUUGCAAUCUCCAAGUUCUUCGAUGGCGAAGGGCCGGAUCCCGUUGAGGAAGCCCGUGCAGCAAUCGACAACACUCCCCCUCCCCGACCGAGUCGCCAGACGCAGAACCUCAUGAGAGAUGACCUCACCGCGCAGUUGUCCCCUGCCACCCGAGCUACCGACGCUGCUCCCCGAGUCGUAACACAACCGGAAGACCAGACGGUCUAUCGCCCGCCGUUCCUACUGGCCAUACUCUUCACUCCGUUCAACCUUCUCUACCGCAUACUCUGCGGUUCUUUCCGCCUUUUUGGAGCCUUGUUCCCCUUCCUGCCCCGCUUUUUCACCACCGCAAAUCCCGCUCUCCAGGGAGCCCGGCGAAACACGAAUGGGCGUCGCGCCCUGGGACCCAAAGACACGGCUGCUCGGUUCAUCCGGGAAUUUGAAGAAGAAUAUGGUACGAACUCGCCCGGAUUCCUGGAAAAUGGAUACAACAUGGCUCUGGAGAAAGCCCACAAGGAACUCAAGUUCCUUCUGGUGGUUUUGAUUGCCCCCGAACAUGACGACACCAAUGGCUGGGUCCGUGAUACUCUCCUCUCUCGGGAAGUGGUGGACUUCGUCAGUGAGCCGCAGAACAAUGUGCUCGUCUGGGGUGGUAAUGUCCAGGACUCGGAGGCCUACCAGGUGGCGAAUUCUCUGAAGUGCACCAAAUUCCCCUUUGCCGCUGCCAUAGUGCACACCCCGAAUGUGUCGUCGACGGCGAUGUCGGUGGUGACGAGGAUCUCGGGAACUACAUCUCCGGCGGAAUUUGUAGACAAACUUAGGUCUGCGAUCUCGCAGCACAAAGAACCUCUCGAGCGGAUCGGCGCUACGAGGGCGGAGCAACAGGCCUCGCGCAGUCUCCGCGAACAACAGGACUCGGCCUACGAGCGAUCUUUGGCAAUUGAUCGGGAGCGCGCACGACAGCGACGGGAAGCGGAAGCGGCUCGCCAGCGGGAGGAGCAAGAGGCCGCCGAGCGUGAAGCGGCCGAGCAGAAGCGGAUACGCGAUCUUGAGCAAUGGAAGCGGUGGCGGGCACAGACCAUCACUGACGAGCCGGGUCCGGACGUCAAAGACGCGGUGCGCAUCAGCAUUCGUCUACCUUCGGGGGAGCGAGUCAUCCGCAAGUUCGGACCUGCCGCUGAUAUCGAGGAGCUUUAUGCCUUUGUUGAAUGCUACGACGUUUUGCAAGAGCUGCAUGGAGAAAAGUCUACGGAUGUCGAGAAGCCUGUUGGGUUUGAGCAUCAGUAUGGAUUCCGACUGGUCUCGCCAAUGCCUCGGGCCGUGUACGAGAUGGAUGCCGGAGGCACGAUCCGCGAUCAGAUCGGCCGGGGAGGCAACCUUCUUGUCGAACCGAUUAACGAAGAUAGCGACGAGGAGUCCGAAGUCGAAGCCGAAGAAGAAUCUUAGUUGUUUGCAAUGAAAGCAUGUAUUUUUAAUGAGUCGAGCGCCCGCCUUUUGGAAGGUUUGAUAGACUCCCUAUGAGUUUGUGACAUUGUGCCACUACUAUCCCAGCCGCUUCCUUGUGGUACGUUCUGAAGCAAAGAUAUUCACCACUUGACAUUCGGCAU
This is a messenger RNA of Aspergillus melleus, 2042 nucleotides long. RefSeq names its product clathrin-mediated endocytosis regulator UBX3 (gene ucp10). Gene Ontology annotation, cellular component: endoplasmic reticulum. The transcript has 2 exons. Bases 322 to 1881 code for a protein of 519 amino acids. Gene Ontology annotation, molecular function: ubiquitin binding. The record is from RefSeq and is a predicted model, not a curated record. NCBI's taxonomy places the organism in Eukaryota, Fungi, Ascomycota, Eurotiomycetes, Eurotiales, Aspergillaceae.